GAGAUACCUCUCUCGAGACACCUAAGUACGGCUUGUAAGGAAGCUCUGGCAUAAAACGCCUCUUGGAUGACCGGUACACCUAUUUUAAAGUGGGGGCUGGGCCUCUCCGCCGCCGUGGCCGGCGUCGUCGCCCUGGCUGUGGUGCGUUUCCAGCAACCUCUCGGUCCUCUCCUCCGACCCGACUUCCUGGCGGAGGAGCACGGACAAGGGCCUCAGACCUACUGCUAUCAAGGCGUUCGUACCCAUGACGCCGAUCGGCCGGUUGCUCAAUGCUUCACGGUAGAGGAUGGGAAGUUCACCCGCGUCUUCCCCUGGGACGACGCGAGCCUGACCGUCCGUUCUGGUCUCGUCAUCCCGGGUCUUUGGGACGGUCAUGGUCACCUGCUCCAAUAUGGCGAGUUUCUCCAUUCUGUCGACCUCUUUGGCGCCUCGUCUUUUGACGAGGUGCGCAGCCGCCUGAGAGACUAUAUCCGAACCCAUCCCGAUGCCGGGACUCGGCAAGAGUGGAUUAGAGGCGUGGGAUGGGACCAAAACAUCUAUGGCCGGAUGCCAACUGCUGCAGAUAUCGAGGAGGAUGAGGUCCUCAGGGGCAAGUUCUUCAUGCUGGACCGCAUCGACGUCCAUUGUAACUGGGUUUCCCAAGCCGUCUUAGACUUGCUCCCCGGCGAGGUCCCAGACGUCCCCGGCGGCGAGGUUGUCCGUAAACCUGGGAUGGGCGUCUUCUGCGAUAACGCCAUGGACAUGAUCGUGAACAUGUUUCCCAAGCCCGACAACGAAAGAAAACGCUCCUUUGUGGCGACGGCCAUGUCCAAGCUCAAUGAGGUCGGCCUGGUCGGCAUGCAUGAUGCUGGCGCAUCCCCAGAAACGCUACGACUGUAUGCAGAUAUGGCGCAUACGGACGACUGGACAGUCCGAGUCUAUUCCAUGCUCGAGUGUCCCCAGAGGAACACGUUUUGCCCGACGGAUGCCGCCAAUGUCACCCAAGAGAGCGACAUGUUUACUGUCAAGAGCGUAAAGCUCUUUGCAGAUGGAGCCCUUGGCAGCUGGGGCAGUGCCAUGCUCGAGCCCUACAGUGACCGUCCCGACACAUCGGGCUCCCUCCUUGUUAAUGCCAGCACCUUGACGGAACUGGCCAAGUCCUGGGCAUCUUUUGGCUACCAAGUCAACAUCCACGCCAUUGGCGACUUGGCCAACCGACUCGCCGUGGACGCCCUGGAAGAAGCGCUAAGGACAGUCUGCCCCGGCCAAGAGGACCUGUCGGAGUGCCAGGCCAGACGUCGCUUCCGGAUCGAGCAUUCUCAAAUCAUCCACGAGGAUGACCAGAAGAGAAUCCAUGCCAUUGGGAUCAUCCCUUCGAUCCAGCCGACGCACGCCACUUCGGACAUGGCAUAUGCUGAGCUGCGCCUGGGCCCAGAGCGAACCAGGAGAGAGGCCUAUCGCAUGCGCUCUCUGCUUGAAGUGAAUCCCAUCUUAGGCAGCGACUUCCCCGUGGAACCCCCUAACCCGUUCCAGGGAAUAUAUGCAGCCGUGACGCGAAAGAGCCCGCACACCGGCUAUGGAGCUGGUGGGAGCACUGACGGGUGGCAUACCGACGAGGCUCUAGACCUGGACGAUGCAUUACUUGGCUUCACCAGAGGGCCCGCCUUCGGUGCUUUCAUGGAAGGGAAAGCAGGGCUCAUUAAGGAGGGCGCAUUUGCCGAUUGGGUUGUCCUGGAUGAGCCCCUUGAGGAUCUUGUUGACCUGGAACAUCUCCGCGACUUUCCCGUCAGGGAAACCUGGGUGGCUGGCAGGAGAGUGUAUGAGCGCCCUUCAGAUUCAGAUUCAGAAGUAGAUCUGUAAAGACGUAGAAGAUAUCGUCCACGUCGGAUUCGGGAGUAUCCAUUGUGCUCGGCGUUUGCAUGCGAACAAAACAAACCAGGGUCAUAGCCAAGUGAUGAGCUUUGCGCGACCUAAAAAGAAGGGCACAGCCUUCUUGCGAGCCCCUGUUGCACAACGCGAAGAAUCCAGAAGUACAAUGGACCAAGUCAGAUGCCAAGUUUCUGCUGAUGAUGGAUCUGUUUAGGAGGGCGGCGUACAAAAGUCGAGGGCUACACAGCCACAGACGGACACAGCACCGCAUGACCACAUGGGGCAGCGCAUGACUAGGCUCUGUUAUUUAAGGCAGGCCAUGCGUCUUACUGGCGUGUGAAGAUGAAAGAUAUCGAGUAUACUCCGAUGCUUGUAUGCGGACACUUACGUUUCCUUUUCAUGGACAAAAUUA
Sodiomyces alkalinus F11 is the source of this 2260-nucleotide messenger RNA. RefSeq names its product amidohydrolase family protein. Lineage: Eukaryota; Fungi; Ascomycota; Sordariomycetes; Glomerellales; Plectosphaerellaceae. The transcript has 3 exons. Gene Ontology annotation, molecular function: hydrolase activity, acting on carbon-nitrogen (but not peptide) bonds. The record is from RefSeq and is a predicted model, not a curated record. The coding region runs from base 67 to 1839 and encodes 590 amino acids.